Molecule: messenger RNA, 666 nt
Organism: Lithohypha guttulata
Lineage: Eukaryota; Fungi; Ascomycota; Eurotiomycetes; Chaetothyriales; Trichomeriaceae
Exons: 4
Coding region: 1-666 (221 amino acids)
Biological process (GO): response to reactive oxygen species; lipid metabolic process
Cellular component (GO): cytoplasm
Source: RefSeq, a predicted model, not a curated record
AUGUUGACUUCUACACUUCUCCUCCUUGGUGCCUCGCUGGGUAGCGUUGUAGCAUCACCUCUAAGAAGACGACAAGCACCCAGUCAAACUCCAGUAGUAACAGACGCUACUUACGAUGGCCAGUGUUACUACCCCAAGCCAGAUGAGGACGAUUUCGAGCUCGACGAAUAUGUUGGACGCUGGUACCAGGUCGCUGGCACUGUGGCCCCAUUUACGGCUGGCUGUAAAUGUAUAUUUGCCGAAUACUCCUUGAAUGCAAAUGGCACGGUGCGUGUAUUCAAUGGCUGCGAAUUGGAUGGGCAGGAGAUCACGAUCGAGGGUACUGCAACUGCUGUGAACGAGGACCUCGGAUACGGGGAGGAUGGCGUCUUCCGCGUUCAAUUCCCUGGUCAGCCUGAGCCCGAAUGCCCAGGUCCAAACUACAUCGUGCAAGAUAUUGAGCAAGAUGACGACGAUGACGACGACGAUGAUGAUGAUGACGACGACAGCAGCGACGGCAAUUUCGCGAUUGUCCAGGCAUCUAACUUCUCAACGUUAUUCCUACUUAGCCGUCAGCAAAACCCACCCUCAAGCCAGAUCGACGCAUGGCUCGAGCGUGCUCGACUCUUAGGUACAAACAUGACGGAUGUGAUCCGUAUAGACCAAACGAACUGCCAGUUCACUUGA